Lycium barbarum (goji berry) is the source of this 2259-nucleotide messenger RNA. RefSeq lists its product as uncharacterized. The transcript is spliced from 3 exons. Gene Ontology annotation, biological process: DNA transposition. Gene Ontology annotation, molecular function: zinc ion binding; DNA binding; transposase activity. Lineage: Eukaryota; Viridiplantae; Streptophyta; Magnoliopsida; Solanales; Solanaceae. The record is from RefSeq and is a predicted model, not a curated record. Bases 1 to 2259 code for a protein of 752 amino acids.
AUGAAGCAUCAGCCUAACAAAUAUUAUCUUGGUGGGCGUGUAGAUUUUAUUGACUAUGUUAAUGACACAGAGUUGAAUUUGUCACAAUUCAAAUACAUGGCAGAACUAUGUGGCUAUGAGGGAGAUUCAGUUACUUUCUGGCAUUUGUGCGGGAGAUAUGGUAACCGAAUGCGACUUAUUUCUACUGAUGUGGAAGCAACUAUUGUAGCCAAAAGUAUUCCAGAUAACAAGGUGGUCGAAGUAUACUUUGAACAUCUUGAUUCAUAUAUUGGAAGGACUAUACAUACUAAUGAAGUUGGUAGAGCAGAACAAGAAAAAGAAGUACACAGUGAGCAUUCUUCGGGUGAUGAUGAAUUUGAAGACUCAGAAAAUGAUUUUCUAGAUGAUGAUGAUCUCUUGGGAAGCAAUACCAAUGUGAAUCAUAGAUACGAAGUUAGUGAAGAAGUUAAAAAAAAGAUGGCAGCUGAAGAAGGUGAUUCGGAUUGUGUUGACUCAGACGAUACAAAGAGCUUAGAAUGUGGCUCUGAUGGUGACAGCUUCAACUUUCCAAAGUUCAAUCCUAAAACAGACGGGGAUAAACCAGUGUUGGCAUUAGAACUAACAUUUGAAAACAAGAAUGAGUUCAAAUAUGCUGUAAUAACUCAUGAAGUUAACCAAGGGAAAUACAUAAAGUGGUGCAAGAAUGAUAGGGAAAGAGUGAGAGCAACUUGUGGUCAUCCAGAUUGCAACUGGGAGAUUUUAGCUUCAAGAAUACAUCGAGAUAGCGCAUUCCAGAUCAGAACAUACAAUCACACUCAUCGUUGUAGGAAUUGGAACCAUCGUAACAAAUCAAUUAAUUCAUCUUAUAUUGCACGAAGAUACCUUAAGGCCAUAGGCUCAAAUAGGUCUUGGGCAAUCUCCGAAUUCAGAGAUCACGUUAGUAUGGAGCUAAGAGUCCAGGUGACAUUAUCACAAUGUAGAAGGGCUAAGAGAAAAGCACUUGCAUUGAUUGAUGGAGAUCUUAAUGCUCAAUACAAGGUAUUGUGGAACUAUUGCAAUGAGAUUGGUAGGACAAAUCCAAAUACCUCUGUCUAUAUGAAAUUGGUUGAAAAUGAGGUGCCCGACAAGCCUAAGAGAUUCCAGCGAAUUUACAUUUGUUUUGGUGGUUGUAAAGAGGGGUUCAAGAGUGGUUGUCGAAGAAUAAUUGGGAUCGAUGGUUGUUGGCUUAAGGGCCCAAUGUAUGGAACUCAAUUGUUAACUGCUGUUGGAAUUGAUCCAAAUAACAAUAUCUUUCCAAUAGCAUAUGCAGUUGUAGAGAAGGAAAGAAAGGAAUCAUGGGAAUGGUUUUUGAAUUAUUUGAAGAUUGACUUAGACAUUGAUGAUACUAGUACUUGGACCUUCAUGUCGGAUAAGCAAAAAGGUUUGAUUGAAGCGUUCAAUGAGGUAUUGCCAUAUGUUAGUCAUCGAUUCUGUGUGAGACACCUCCAUAACAACUUCAAGAGGGCCGGAUUCGGUGGUGACUCACUCAAGAAUGCCCUUUGGAAGGCUGCAAGAGCUACGACAGUAGAGUGGUUUGAUGAUUGCAUGGUUGAUAUCUUUGAUCUUGAUCCAGAAGCUGUUGAUUGGCUCAAGAACAAGCCACCUACUGAAUGGUCUAAAUCUCACUUUUCCGAAACUGUGAAAUGUGAUACCUUACUCAAUAAUAUAUGUGAAUGUUUUAAUAGCAUGAUCCUUGAGGCUAGAGAUAAGCCGAUUAUCACUCUAUUGGAGAAGUUAAGGUACUUACUUAUGUCGAGGAUGCAAGCAAAUAGGGAUAAAGGUGCCCAGUGGAAUGUUGGUGAUAUUUGCCCUAGGAUUAAGGAUGUAUUGCACAAAAAUCAAGCUAAGGCAGCUGAAUUUAUUCCUAGGAAAUCAAAUGAGUGGAAUUAUGAGAUAAUAGGGGCAAGCAUAAUGAACAAUUGGGCUGUGGAUUUACUAAAUAGAAAAUGCAGUUGUAGGAGAUGGGAUCUAACAGGAAUUCCUUGCAAACAUGCCAUUGCCGCAAUUUGGGCUAAACAUGAUGACAUUAACUCAUACGUGGAUGAUUGUUAUAAGGUAGAAACUUAUAGAAAAAUCUAUGCAUUUUCUAUUCUACCUAUGAACGGUCAAGAGAUGUGGCCUAAGUCGAAAAACAUACCUCCUUUGCCUCCACGGUUGGUGAGAAGAGGACCUGCUAGCGAAGAACAUAUGAAAGCAACUCAAGAAAGUGGAGUGAAAAUUUUUGCUGCUAUAGAAGGAUAA